Messenger RNA from Strongylus vulgaris, 345 nucleotides. NCBI's taxonomy places the organism in Eukaryota, Metazoa, Nematoda, Chromadorea, Rhabditida, Strongylidae. The record is from the annotation of a GenBank genome assembly.
ACAUGGGCAGACUUCUUUCAGGCUUAUGCCGCUUUCAUCACAAACACGAAGAAAAAUCUACCUAUCGCCACGGGUAAUUGGGGAUGCGGAGGGCAUGGUGGAGGCAAUAAGGAACUGAAAAGUCUUAUCCAGAUUCUAGCAGCAGCUAAAGCUGGAAAGGAUCUCAUCUACUACACGUUCAAUGACCCGAAACUUGAGAAAUCCCUUAUUGAACAGUACGAAAAAAUGGUGGAUAUGCACGCAACCAUAGGCCAAAUUUACGGCGCGCUACUCUCGUACAGUAAAAGACGAGAAAAGAGUCCUUCACUUACAGUCUUUGAACAUGUUCUGCACGAACUCGUGUAA